AUUUUAUAAACAGUGAUGGAUCUACGAUAAUCUCAUAGGCACUAUUGAAUACAGUUAAGUGAUGGUUCUUACUGGUCUUUCCUUGGUAAUAAAAGGCAGGCAGUAUCAAUAUUCCAGCUAUCUCAGCCGGAGUCACAAUAUCUGGUUGAUCUUGAUCCAGGUAAUAUACUUGGCAACACCGUGGUAGCAUUUGAUUCAAAACAAGACUACACAAAAUUAAGCAAACCUCCUUCAAUGGAACGAAAGCGUUCAAUAAGACGCCGCCAAAAGCCACCAUUUGCGGAGCGGGCUAAAGAUCAUUGCCGCAAUUUUACGGCAUUCAUGUUUAGCAAUGUAGGAAUUAUAUUCCUCGUUGUGUUAUACAUGAUAGCAGGUGCGUUCAUGUUCAUCGCGAUAGAAGGCAACGAAGCACUGGAGAGGUUUGCUCAAAUACCGUUUAAAAGGAACGAAACUGCUAUGAAAUUGUGGCAAAUAUCCUGCUGUGAAGUGAAUGUGUUCAACAAAAGUGUGUUCGAAGAAAAAGUAGGAAAUGAAAUACGUGCCUAUCAAGAAAAAAUAGUGCUCUGGGCUCGUCGUGGCUGGCAAGGCAGCGACAUCACCUUGGAGAGCGAAACUCCCUGGAGUUUCUCUGGAGCAUUUCUUUACUCAUUAACAGUUAUUACUACAAUAGGAUAUGGCAAUAUAGUCCCUCGUACCGAAUGGGGGAAAAUAGCGACAAUAUUUUAUACUAUAAUCGGUAUGCCGUUAUUUUUGCUCUACCUUUCCAACAUUGGUGAUAUUUUGGCUAAAUCUUUUAAGUGGAUAUAUGCUAAGUUUUGCUUAUGUCGAGUAUGUCCAGGUGUUGCUAGAAGGAGAGCAAUGCGAGCAAGACGAAGAGCACGUACGGAAGAGCGAGACUACUCGUCGGAGAUUGGGGACAAUGGAUUUGACACUAAUACCAUCACCACCUCUAACGUAGACGAAGAAAUUGAGGAAGAAAUCACUGCCGAGACGAAUACCGUUACCGUUCCAAUAACUAUCUGUAUUAUGAUAAUGAUAGGAUAUAUAUUUUUCGGAGCUCGCCUUUUUGCCGACUGGGAAAACUGGGACAUUCUCGACGGAAGCUAUUUUUGUUUCAUCUCUUUGAGCAGUAUAGGAUUCGGCGAUAUCGUUCCCGGUGCAUCGCUACAAACCAAAGGAGAUACCAAAAUGGAAAUUAGUUUCAUUCUUUGUGCGGUCUAUCUAUUGCUCGGAAUGGCUCUGAUUGCUAUGUGUUUUAAUCUGAUGCAGGAACAAGUCAUCUAUAAAAUAAGGUCACUUAAAAAGUGUGUCAGAGGAUGUUUUCGUUGUGCGAAAGCAGUACCGGUACCAAUGGAAGAGCCUGAAAGCUAG
Molecule: messenger RNA, 1371 nt
Organism: Anopheles merus
Lineage: Eukaryota; Metazoa; Arthropoda; Insecta; Diptera; Culicidae
Gene: sand
Product: potassium channel subfamily K member 18
Exons: 9
Coding region: 235-1371 (378 amino acids)
Biological process (GO): potassium ion transmembrane transport; stabilization of membrane potential
Cellular component (GO): membrane
Molecular function (GO): potassium ion leak channel activity
Source: RefSeq, a predicted model, not a curated record